Messenger RNA from Myripristis murdjan (pinecone soldierfish), 3335 nucleotides. It is a transcript of the gene cdh24b, whose product is annotated as cadherin 24, type 2b. Gene Ontology annotation, biological process: cell-cell adhesion mediated by cadherin; homophilic cell-cell adhesion; cell morphogenesis. Gene Ontology annotation, molecular function: beta-catenin binding; calcium ion binding; cadherin binding. Lineage: Eukaryota; Metazoa; Chordata; Actinopteri; Holocentriformes; Holocentridae. Gene Ontology annotation, cellular component: plasma membrane; catenin complex; adherens junction. Bases 25 to 2694 code for a protein of 889 amino acids. The transcript has 13 exons. The record is from RefSeq and is a predicted model, not a curated record.
GGCCAAGAUGCAAAAGACGGCGGCAUGCUGGCGGACGAACCCCAGCCAGGAAACGGCAAGGGCCUCGUGUUUGAAGAAGCCGAGUCAGAGGAGGAGGAGGAGGAGGUGCGCGAUCACACGGAGGGGAAGGGGUCUCGCUCGCGAAGCAGAAGGAGCUGGAUCUGGAACCAGUUCUUCGUGAUUGAAGAAUACGCCGGGCCUGAACCUGUGCUCAUCGGACGGCUCCACACCGACAUGGACAGGAAUGAUGGACGCACCAAGUAUGUGCUGCGAGGCGAGGGGGCGGGCUCCGUCUUCGUGAUCGAUGAGAAGACGGGCAACAUCCACGUCACCAAGCCGCUGGACCGUGAGGAGAAGGACGAGUACCGCCUCAUCGCCACGGCCACCGACCGGCAGACAGAGCGCGCCCUGGAGCCGUCGUCACAGUUCAUCAUUCGGGUGCAGGACAUCAACGACAACCCGCCCGUCUUUGACGAGGGCCCCUACAGCGCCACCGUACCGGAGAUGGCCAAUAUUGGCACGUCUAUAAUCCAGGUGACAGCAACAGAUGCGGACGACCCGACUUACGGGAACAGCGCCAGGCUAGUGUACACACUGGUACAGGGCCAGCAGUACUUCUCUGUGGAUCCCCAGACAGGGAUCCUGCGCACGGCGGUGCCCGACAUGGACAGGGAGACCCAGGACCAAUACCUGGUGGUGCUCCAGGCCAAGGACAUGGGCGGCCACCUGGGCGGUCUGUCUGGGACCACCACCGUCACCGUGAUGCUCACCGACGUCAACGACAACCCCCCGCGCUUCACCCAGAGCAUGUGGUCGUUCUCGGUGUCGGAGCUGGCCAUCCCGGGGGCCGAGGUGGGCCGCAUCUCGGCGAGCGACGCCGACCUCGGCGACAACGCCAAGCUGGAAUAUACCAUCCUGGAGGGGGAGACGGGGGACACGUUCAACAUCACCGGAGUCAACCAAGAGGCGGUCAUCACGCUCAACAAGGCUGUCGACUAUGAGAGCCGGAGCUCCUACUCUUUCUCUGUGGAGGUGCUCAACCCCAUCGUGGACCCUCGCUUCCUGCGCCGGGGCCCCUUCAAAGACCGGGCCUCCAUCAGGGUGGCGGUGCUGGAUGCGGAUGAGCCGCCGAGGUUCUCCCGGGCCCGUUACCACAUGGACGUGUCGGAGAACUGCCCGCCGGCCUGCACCGUGGGCCGGGUCAGCGCCGUAGACCCAGACACCGGUCUGACCAAUAAUAUCAGGUUCUCCAUUGACCCUCAGUCGGACCCAGAGGCUUUAUUUCGCAUCACCCCGGACAGCGGCCUCAUCACCACCGCCCUGGAACUGGACCGUGAACGCGAGCAUUGGCACAACAUCACUGUCAUCGCCACCCAGAGAGAUAACCCCAGUCAGGUGUCCAGGGUCCUGGUGGCGAUAGAGACGUUAGACCUGAAUGACAACGCGCCCGAGCUGGACAGGCAGUACACCACCGCCAUGUGCGACUCCUCCUCCUCUGGACAGGUGGUGCAGGUGUUGCGGGCGAUUGAUAGAGAUGAGGGAGGGAAUGACAGCGCUGUGUAUUUCAGCAUCCCUCCGGAGUCCAGUGCUGCCCUCAACUUCAGCGUCAGAGACAGUGGUGGCCCCACAGCGAGCCUGGUGCUGCUGUCCCAGCUCCAGCCAUUGUCCCGCUCCGCCUCCUCCACCCUGACCCUGUACGUGCCGCUGAUCCUCAGAGACGGGACAUCGGGCCUCACCAGCACCGGGACGGUCACCGUGUCUAUCUGUCCCUGCCUCAGAGGAGGGGCACGGGCCGGGGAGAAAGAGAAAGACAAACAGACGGAGGGCGAGUGGGACUGGGAGAGAGAGACGGUGUGUCUCCCCCAGCAGUCCACGCUGCCUUCUCCGGGGCUCAGCACUGCCGCCCUGCUGGCCAUCCUGGCAUGUGUGGCCACUCUACUGGCGGUGAGUGCCCUGUCGCUGUCGCUGCGCCGCCAGAAACGUGACUCCCUGUCUCCACUCGAGGAGGACGACGUGCGCGAGAACAUCAUAACCUACGACGACGAGGGCGGGGGCGAGGCGGACACGGCAGCCUUUGACAUAGCUGCGCUCCAGAGUGCGCCCCACAGCUCGCGCGCACGGGGCUACCGCACCCUGGACAGCAGGAAUAUACGCUACACCCAUCAUGCCCAGGACAAAGCUCGCACCUACAGCUGGGCCCAGAAUCCAGGCGUGGAUCCCAACUACUCGGGACAAGGGGGACCCCUCUAUGGUCGCCUCUGUUACAGCAGCCACACGCUGCCUGUUCUCCGGCGCAACCCGGGGGGCCCGUUCGAGGCGGGCCUGACCGAGCUGGGCUACCGCUUCCCCGGAGGCCAGCCGGACCACUCGCUGGUCAUCCAGAACCAAGGAGCCAUGGUCGGCCCGAUGGAGUCCGGGGCCGUGUACAUAAGCCCCGCGGAUCUGAGCACGGGGAGCCGAACGGGCAGCCGCACGGGCAGCCGCGACGGGACCGCUCCCCAGAGCGGGGUGAGCACGUCAGAUGGGGGGACGCCAAGGACCAGCGACAGCCAGGAGAGAGGAGGUGGGACGGGAACGGCAAGCAACUGCACGGAGGGCAGCGGUGAAGACAAGCUCAACCACAGUCAAGAUGUGGACUGGUUCCGUUGUUCCAGCCGCAGUGCUGAUUGGCUCCAGGUGUUUCAUCUCUGCUGAUUGGUCUAAGUCAGAGUUCUGCCUCGGCUGAUUGGUCGAAAUCAAAGCAAUGAUUCUCCUGAUUUUGGAGUUUUGGAGUGCCGCAGUGACUAAACCACUUGACAGAGCUGAUUAUCCCACCUCCUGCGCCCGCCAAAUUGGUUCAAUCAAAAGCUUGAUUAGUUGAAUCAGUUGUUUUAAAUAGACUAAAGGCCUACAGUUGCAACGGCUCUCGAGAUCCAAAGCUCAUUUUCACUCUGUUGGCAAGAAUAGAUGCACCGACUCACAGUGACAGAUGAAAGUGGAGCUGUCAGGCUAUUUGUCAACCCCUUUGUCAAAAAAAAAAAGGCUGUAUACUGAGUUAAAUGAGGUCACACUCAAAAGAAAACAGAAGCUGUCUUUGCUUCUAUCUCCCAUGUACAGUAGAUGUGACAUCUGUCAAGCUAAAGGGUGAACGUCAAAGUUGCAACCUCUAGUCUUAAAAGUCCUCUUGACCUCCAACAGCAACAGUAGCCCCCCACUGGUUCUGCACCCCUCGGGAUUUCAUCGCCCCUGCACGAUGUUGAUACAAUUCCACGAUGGUGUGCUGAACCGUGUAUUUAUUUCUGUUGUACUUUUUCUUUUUGUAAAUUUGAAUAAAAAAGGCAAUGUUUCAAAGAGAA